AUGUUCUCGUUAAUCCACACACCAGCCUCUCGUCUGUUGAUAAAGCCUACUGCCGUGCUCUUCAGCCGGACAUUCUUUGGAUGGUUCACUAAAUACAACAAAAAGCUCAUCUAUCCGCCUCCUCCCAGUCAGAUCUCCACAAGGAACAGACUUUUCCCCACAUACAUCGAGUCACCCACGGAAUUGGGCACUCUUGUCUUGACCAAGGACCCCUUAUUGUUGAAUUUUACUUUUCCAGGAGACCCUGAGUGCAACAAGGUCACUCAAUCGCUCUUUGACAUUCUCAGCAAUUCCAAACAGUAUCCAUUGGACUCAUCCAAGCCAGUGGAAUUGGCCAACAUUGCUUGUGACUCAGUUGGGGGAAGAGAGCUUCAGCAUACUUAUGCUGUGGGAAAGAUCCCGUCAAUUGUAUUGUUGAAGAAGCAGAUGGUCGCUGACCGGUUUAUUCCCACUUCCACUGAUAGAGUUGGAGAGGAGUUGAAGCUGUGGAUAAAGACCAUCUACUAA
Messenger RNA from Sungouiella intermedia, 507 nucleotides. The record is from the annotation of a GenBank genome assembly. Lineage: Eukaryota; Fungi; Ascomycota; Pichiomycetes; Serinales; Metschnikowiaceae.